Molecule: messenger RNA, 1347 nt
Organism: Notothenia coriiceps (black rockcod)
Lineage: Eukaryota; Metazoa; Chordata; Actinopteri; Perciformes; Nototheniidae
Product: serine/threonine-protein kinase MRCK alpha-like
Exons: 11
Biological process (GO): actomyosin structure organization; peptidyl-threonine phosphorylation
Cellular component (GO): actomyosin; cytoplasm; cytoskeleton
Molecular function (GO): ATP binding; protein serine/threonine kinase activity
Source: RefSeq, a predicted model, not a curated record
CUAAACCCUUCACUUCCAAAGUGAAGCAGAUGCGCCUGCACAAGGAAGACUUUGAGAUCCUCAAGGUGAUUGGACGAGGAGCCUUCGGAGAGGUUGCAGUUGUAAAAGUGAGAAACACUGACAAGGUAUUCGCCAUGAAGAUCCUCAACAAGUGGGAGAUGCUGAAGCGAGCCGAGACGGCGUGUUUCCGGGAGGAGCGGGACGUGUUGGUGAAUGGGAACUGCCAGUGGAUCACCACCCUGCACUACGCCUUCCAGGACGACAAUAAUCUGUACCUGGUCAUGGACUACUAUGUGGGUGGUGACCUGCUGACUCUGCUCAGUAAGUUUGAGGACCGGCUGCCGGAGGAGAUGGCUAAGUUCUACCUGGCUGAAAUGGUGCUGGCCAUCGACUCUGUUCACCAGCUACACUACGUCCACAGGGACAUAAAGCCCGACAACAUCCUGCUGGAUAUGAACGGCCACAUCCGCCUGGCAGACUUCGGCUCCUGCCUCAAACUCAUGGAGGACGGGACGGUCCAGUCCUCCGUGGCGGUGGGGACUCCAGACUACAUCUCCCCAGAAAUCCUUCAGGCUAUGGAGGAUGGGAAGGGCAAGUACGGGCCUGAGUGCGACUGGUGGUCCCUGGGCGUCUGCAUGUAUGAAAUGCUGUACGGCGAGACUCCGUUCUAUGCAGAGUCCCUGGUGGAAACCUACGGGAAGAUCAUGAACCACAAGGAGCGCUUCCAGUUCCCGCAGCAGAUCACAGACGUGUCAGAGGAUGCGAAGGACCUGAUUCGCCGGCUCAUUUGCAGCCGAGAGCACCGAUUGGGCCAGAACGGCAUCGAAGACUUCCAGCACCACCCCUUCUUUGUUGGCAUUAUCUGGGAGAACAUUCUCACAUGUGAGGCUCCCUACAUCCCAGAAGUCAGCAGUCCUACAGAUACCUCCAACUUUGAUGUGGAUGAUGACUGCCUAAAGAACUCGGAGACCAUGCCUCCGCCCUCUCACACUGCCUUCUCCGGCCACCACCUGCCAUUUGUGGGCUUCACCUACACCAGUAAAUGUUCCCUAUCAGACCGUGCCUCCCUGCGGCAGCUGGUGGGGGAUCCGGGUAAGCCGGGAGAGGACCAGCUGGACCUGGUUGUCCAGCGAGGCCUGGAGGACAGCCUGGCCACAGAGGCCUACGAGAGGAGGAUCCGCCGCCUGGAGCAGGAGAAGUUAGAGCUGAGCCGCAAACUGCAAGAGUCGACUCAGACGGUGCAGGCCCUUCAGCAUCCAUCAGGCGAGGGCCCUGUUGGGCCCAACAGGGAGGGGGAGAUCAGGAGUCUGAAGAGCGAGAUCGACAUCCUCAAGAAGCAGAUCGCUG